UCCCCAAUGGUUGGUAGUGACCCUCUCUCCUCCCGUGUUGGUAAUGUCUUGUCGAAGGCAGCUGGACCGGGGCUGAUGAAAGCAUUUCUGAGGGAAUCAAGGGGACAGACUGCACCUGGUGACAACGUCCUGGUGGAGGGAAUGUCUGGUCUCAGCUCUGGCUGUGUCUUCUUCCUCAGCUGUGCACACUGGGACAACAACCCCCAAGGACAAGCAGUACAGGCUCUGAGGCAGGGUGUGAGGAAAAUCCUGACCUCUUGUGAGAAGCAGGGCUUCCGUUCCGUUGCCUUCCCUGUAGUUGGAACUGGUGUGGUUCUCCAGUUCCCUCACAACGUGGCAACGCAGGUUCUGCUAGAAGAGAUCCGUCGGUACGAGCAGAACCGAGCGAGCAGAACCCCCUUUCUUAUCCGCAUUGUCGUCCAUCCCAAUGACAGAGAUCCUACCAAGGCUUUUCAAAUUGCCCAGAAUGCUUUGCAUCUCAGAGGGUUCGUAUUGGGUGCUCGACCAGAGCAAGACAUCAGGAUUGUGCUGCUGGGGAAAACCGGAGGAGGUAAAAGCAGUGCUGGAAACACCAUCUUCGGACAAGAUGAUGUGUUUUUCGCAGGCAGUUCAUCCACCUCCGCAACUCAGAUAUGUGAAGCGCAGACCAAGAACAUCAAAGGAAGAAACAUCACCCUGAUUGACACACCUGGAUUCUUUGACACUGACAUAACUGAAGAGGAGCUGAAACCUAAAAUAGUCAAAUGUAUAACAGAGUGUGUUCCGGGGCCGCAUGCCUUUCUCAUUGUACUGAAAGUGGAACGGUACACAAUCCACGAGAACGAAGCCGUGGCGAAAAUCGAGACAUAUUUUUCACCAGAGGCCUUCAAAUAUACCACAGUCCUCUUCACUCAUGGUGAACAACUCAAUGGUUUGACCAUUGAGAAGUUUGUCCAACAGAAUGAUAAACUGAACAAGCUUGUGGAGAAAUGUGGAGGCCGCUGUCACGUCAUCGACAACAAAUACUGGAACACCAAUCAGCAGGGUCGGCACAGCAACCAGUACCAAGUAGCAGAGCUACUCAACACCAUAGAGAAGAUGGUGAGAGAGAACGGAGGAGGAUGCUACACCAACGAGAUGUUUCAAGAGGCAAAGAGAAAAAUAAAAGUAGAUAUAGAGUCUUAGAAAGGCGUCAACGGGCCAGAUGUCAGAGGAAGAGAUGAUAAAACGGGCUAAAGCAAAAGUGAGGAAGAAACUCUUUAUCAAAUUCUCAGGUAUACUAACAGGUGUAGUGCAGUGGCGGUCAGUGCCAUUUAAGAUGAGGGAGGACAAUUUAUUUUCAUGAGCAUGGCCAUAUUUCUAU
This is a messenger RNA of Coregonus clupeaformis (lake whitefish), 1342 nucleotides long. RefSeq names its product GTPase IMAP family member 9-like. The transcript has 4 exons. Gene Ontology annotation, molecular function: GTP binding. NCBI's taxonomy places the organism in Eukaryota, Metazoa, Chordata, Actinopteri, Salmoniformes, Salmonidae. The record is from RefSeq and is a predicted model, not a curated record. Bases 7 to 1164 code for a protein of 385 amino acids.